Messenger RNA from Caenorhabditis remanei, 735 nucleotides. RefSeq lists its product as uncharacterized. Gene Ontology annotation, cellular component: intracellular anatomical structure. Gene Ontology annotation, molecular function: pyridoxal phosphate binding. The record is from RefSeq and is a predicted model, not a curated record. Lineage: Eukaryota; Metazoa; Nematoda; Chromadorea; Rhabditida; Rhabditidae. The coding region runs from base 1 to 735 and encodes 244 amino acids. The transcript has 7 exons.
AUGUCGAUAGAAAUUGUGCAGAGAAACCUUCUGAAUAUUCUAGAGGCUAUAUCGGAUGCUGUAACAUCGUCUUCCGCCACCCAGAGGUGUCGAUUAGUUGCUGUCAGCAAAACAAAACCAGCAGAAUUAAUAGAAUCAUGCUAUACACAAGGACAACGACACUUCGGAGAAAAUUAUGUUCAAGAACUUGAAGAGAAAUCAGCCGUUCUAGAACAGAAAUGUCAAGAAAUUCGAUGGCAUUUCAUUGGACAAGUUCAAUCAAAUAAAAUUGGGAAAAUCUGCAAUUCGCCUGGAAUUUGGUGCGUAGAGACUGUAGAAACCGAAAAACAUGCCCGGCUUUUUGAUAAGGAAUGGUCAAAGUAUGGAGCCACGUCAUCCCCACUUCGCGUAUUCGUUCAAGUUAACACAUCUGAAGAAGAGAAUAAAGGAGGCAUUAGAAUCAGUGAAGCGCCCAAGUUAGCAGAGUUUAUCCGUAAAGAAUGUAUGAAUCUGAAGUUUGACGGAUUUAUGACUAUCGGAUCGUUUGAUAACAGCCAUUCGAGUGGUGUAAACCCAGACUUCGAGAAGCUCUUCAAUGUUAGACAACAGUGGGCGGAACAGAUAGGUGAAGCCGCAGAAUCAGUUGAACUGUCAAUGGGAAUGUCAGACGAUUUCCUUCAAGCAAUUCAUCAAGGAUCGACAAGUGUGCGGGUCGGAAGCAAGCUGUUUGGAGCUAGAGAAUACAAAAACAAGUAA